This is a messenger RNA of Haliotis rufescens (red abalone), 5889 nucleotides long. RefSeq lists its product as uncharacterized. The coding region runs from base 1001 to 5305 and encodes 1434 amino acids. Gene Ontology annotation, biological process: toll-like receptor signaling pathway; immune response. Lineage: Eukaryota; Metazoa; Mollusca; Gastropoda; Lepetellida; Haliotidae. The record is from RefSeq and is a predicted model, not a curated record. The transcript is spliced from 2 exons. Gene Ontology annotation, molecular function: protein binding; transmembrane signaling receptor activity. Gene Ontology annotation, cellular component: membrane.
GCUAUAUGUUGUGAUAUUUUCGAACAAAUCUACACUGUGUGGCCAUACCUGGAUAUAUUGAGAUAUACUUAUUAUAUCCUACAUCGGUGAAGCCUGCUAUAUGUUAUGAUAUUUUAGAACAAAUCUAAUCUGUGUGGCCAUACCUGGAUAUAUUUGGAUAUAUUGAGAUAUACUAAUUAUAUCAUACAUCGAUGAAGCCUGCUAAAUGUUGUGAUAUUUUCGAACAACUCUACACUGUGUGGCAAUACCUGGAUAUAUUGCGAUAUACUUGAUUAUAUCAUACACCGAAAGUGACGCCUGCUAUAUGUUAUGAUAUUUCCGGCCUCAUCUGCACUGUGUGUCCAUAGAUGGAUAUAUUUCGAUAUACAUGGUUAAAUUAUUCAUCGUUGGUGACAGAUGCUAGAUGAAGGCGAAAUCUCGUGAUAUUUUUGUUCAAAUCAUCUUUCGUAGGUGACAAUAAUAUUUUCAGUGGUUCGUGUGAUAUGACAUCCUAUUGCACACAUUGGAUGUGAUAAUAUUGAUAGUAUAUCAAGGUGAAGGAUAUAUAAGAAUACUUUUCAGAGGAUCAUUCAACCGUUAAAUUGAUGUUGUUCUCUUGUCGUUCACUUGUUCUGUCAUUCUCUGAUCCAAGAUUUGAUAGUUCGAAACAAGUGCCGUAUGACAUCAUCUUCCUGCAAUCCAAUGAGUGACAAUAAAGUCACGAAAACAGUGAAUUUUAUUUAACUCAUAACCAAACUAAUCAAGUAAUUGUUUUGAUUUAUGUGUGUCUUUCCCCACUGUGCACCAAUACUAGUUUGAGAAUUUGAAAUGCAGCGAGUAUGACGAAGGUAUUCAGGGUAACUUGUGGUUUAAAUGUUUUGCAGUUGCAGCUGUAGAUCUCUCCCGAUCAGAAAGAAAGAUUGGUGGCUCAGCAACAAUUUGAAGUUUUGUGACUUUGGACUAUAAAGUUAAUUAUUAAGUCUUUUUACUGCUCUGCUGACUUGGCAGCUUACAGCAAGUCAUGGCGAGGCUUGGUGUUGUGUUUUUGGCAUCCUGUCUGUCCAUCUGUGUGUCUGGGAGUCUGUGUCCAUCUGGAACAACAAGGAAGGUGUCCCUGAAUGGAAAACUUGGGUCUCAGGAGUUUCCAAAUAUGUUUUUCAUGGAAAAUAUUUUAUCAAACAUAUCAAACCCAUAUGAGGAUGUAUAUCUGGAUAUAUCAGAAAAUGCUAUCACAGAUUUGCCGUUUCAAGUGUUCGACAGUGGAAUCUUUCAACGAGUUACGUCCUUCAAUUUGUCAAACAAUAACCUUACAAAGAUAUCAGAAGGGUUAUUUAACCAGUUCAGAUGUUUGAAAAUAUUGAAUUUAGAUAAUAAUGAACUUGAGAAGAUUUCAAAUGAUACGUUUAAUUAUCUCAGUGAACUUGUGGAGCUCAUACUCAAGAAUAAUGUUCUGACAAAUCUUCCCUCAGGAAUCCUUGGUACUGGUGAAGAGAACUCAAACCUGAGGAGAUUUGAUGCAUCUCGGAACAGGAUCAGAUUCAUUGGUGACAAUGUCUUCCAUAAGGGUCUGGUCUUUUUGAAGGAAGUUGAUCUUUCUUAUAACUACCUAGAGGCAUUUGAGCCCUGGCCAUACAUUCCUAUGAUACCAAUCUAUUCAAAUAAGCCAAUGUUCUUCAAUCUUCAGUAUAAUCACAUCUCACGUUUCUCAAACACUCUGGGGUGGACAAUGACCAGAGAGCCUAAUGUGAUAGUAGAUCUUACACAGAACAGACUCAGGUACUUCAGGAAAGAGAAUUUCAGUCAAUAUUUGGCCGGACAGAUACCUACAGUAUUUGAUAUGGAUGUAAUGGACUUAAUUGUCCGGGACAACCCAUGGUUCUGUGAUUGUGGAUUUCAUUAUUUAUUGAUGCAAUUCAUUGACACGUUCUACUAUAGAAUGUUCCAGAGCUUCAUGAGCUGUGAUGGUCCCAGUGAAUUCAAGGGAUACAAUUUCUCUUAUUUCUUCAAUCAUCCAGACCAACUGAUUUGUAAUAUCACAGAAAGAUGUCCUGCUGACUGCAAGUGUCAAGACCGACCUCAUGAUGGCUACAUACUUGUGGACUGCUCCAGUGCAGGAGAAUACGCCGACUUACCACAGGCUGUGCCUCCGGGGCCAUUGUUUCUUCAACUGUCUCAUAACAAAAUAACUUCAUUGUCUCACAGAGAUUACCUACAAAAUAUCACAAAACUUGAUGUGUCUUCAAAUAAAAUUUUACAUUUGGAAGAUUCCUUUCUUGAGAAAGUAACAAACUUGGAAUAUCUUGACAUUAGAAACAACGGUUUAAAGGCCUUGCCGUCAAGAAUUCAAAACUUUCGCAUGUCAUCCGUCAGGUUCAGUGGAAACCCACUCGUCUGCUCAUGUGACACCAUUUGGAAAAAUGAUUGGGUAAGACGUAAUUCUGAGAACAUGUCUUCUGACUUCCUGUCUCGUCACUUGUGCUAUUACAAUGGACGUUAUUUACGUCUUGUCGAUGUGACUUGGAACUCUCUCGUCUGUUAUCGAGAUAUCGCCAUUAGUGUCAGUGUGGUGCUUGGAGUGUUACUUAUCAUUCUGAUCAUUUGUACUGUCGUCUGCUGCAAGCGGAAAUACGAGUGCAAGGUUUUGAUGUAUGACAUUUUCCGUUUUCAUCCAUUUGACAAAGAAUCAUGUGACAAUGCAGACGAUGCUACGAAAAUAUAUGAUGUGUACCUGUCUAUGGAUAGGGAAAAUGAAGACAUCAGACUAUGGGUGAAAGAUGAACUUUUGAAACGACUCGAAAAAAAGUCAAAGUCUCGUCCAGUGUACAAGGUGUAUUACCCCUGUCGCCAGGACGACUUUGGGGAUAGUAUAGCAGAUCAGAUGGUGGAGAACAUCAACAAAAGUAGAAGAGUUCUUGCCAUUGUAAAUAGCUCCUAUCUUCAAAACGGCUGGUCCAUAGAAGAAUUCGAUCAUGGACAUGAUCUUAUGGAAAAAACUAAAUCAGGUCGUCUGAUUGUUUUGCUGCACGGUGACCUUGACCUCUCUACUGUGACACAGGAGCCAUUGAAGACCUACUUAAGUGGACGUCAAUGUUUAAAUGUCUCUGACCGGUGGUUGUGGCAGAAACUAAGGUACGAACUGCCUCACAGAUAUCAUAAAGAUUACAUCUUCUUUAACGUGAAUGAGGCGGUAGUCAUGGCGAGGCUUGGUGUUGUGUUGUUGGCAUCAUGUCUGUCCAUCUGUGUGUCUGGGAGUCUGUGUCCAUCUGGAACAACAAGGAAGGUGUCACUGAAUGGAAAACUUGGGUCUCAGGAGUUUCCAAAUCUAUUUUUCAUGGAAAAUAUUUUAUCAAACAUGACAAACCUGGGGGAGGAUGUACAUCUGGAUAUAUCAGAAAAUGCUAUUACAGAUUUGCCGUUUCAAGUAUUCAACCACACAAUCUUUCAACGAGUUACUUCCUUGAAUUUGUCAAACAAUAACCUAACAAAUAUAUCAGAAGGGUUAUUUAACCAGUUCAAGUGUUUAAAAAUCUUAAAUUUAGCUGAUAAUGAACUUGAGAUGAUUUCAAAUGAUGCAUUUAAUGAACUCAGUGAUCUUGUGGAGCUCAUACUCAAGAAUAAUGUUCUGACAAAUCUUCCCUCAGGAAUCCUUGGUACUGGUGAAGAGAACUCAAACCUGAGGAGAUUUGAUGCAUCUCGGAACAGGAUCAGAUUCAUUGGUGGCAAUGUCUUCCAUAAGGGUCUGGUCUUUCUGAAGGAAGUUGAUCUUUCUUAUAACUACCUAGAGGCAUUUGAGCCCUGGCCAUACAUUCCAAGGAUAUCAAAAUAUACAAAUAAGCGAAUGUCCUUCAAUCUUCAGUAUAAUCACAUCUCACGUUUCUCAAACACUCUGGGGUGGACAAUGCUCAGAGAGCCCAAUGUGAUAGUAGAUCUUACACACAACAGACUCAGGUACUUCAGGAAAGAGAAUUUCAGUCAAUAUUUGGCCGGACAGAUGCCUACAAUAGCUCACAUAGGUGAAAUGGGGAUCAUUGUCCGGGACAACCCAUGGUUCUGUGAUUGUGGAUUACAUUAUUUAUUGAUGCAAUUCAUUGACACGUUCUAUUAUAGUAUGGCCCAAAACUUCAUGAGCUGUGAUGGUCCCAGUGAAUUCAAGGGAUACAAUCUUUCUUAUUUCUUCAAUCAUCCAGACCAACUUAUUUGUAAUAUCACAGAAAGAUGUCCUGCUGACUGCAAGUGCCAAGACCGACCUCAUGAUGGCUACAUACUUGUGGACUGCUCCAGUGCAGGAGAAUACGCCGACUUACCACAGACUGUGCCUCCGGGGCCAUUGUUUCUUCAACUGUCUCAUAACAAGAUCACUUCAUUGUCUCGCAGAGAUUACCUACAAAAUAUCACAAAACUUGAUGUGUCUUCAAAUAACAUUUUACAUUUGGAAGAUUCCUUUCUUGAGAAAGUAACAAGCCUUGAAUAUAUUGACAUUAGAAACAACAGCUUAAAGACCUUACCGUCAAGAAUUCAAAACGUUCGCAUGUCAUCCGUCAGGUUCAGUGGAAACCCACUCGUCUGCUCAUGUGACACCAUUUGGAUAAAUGAUUGGGUAAGACGUAAUUCUGAGAACAUGUCUUCUGACUUCCUGUCUCGUCACUUGUGCUAUUACAAUGGACGUUAUUUACGUCUUGUCGAUGUGACUUGGAACUCUCUCGUCUGUUAUCGAGAUAUCGCCAUUAGUGUCAGUGUGGUGCUUGGAGUGUUACUUAUCAUUCUGAUCAUUUGUACUGUCGUCUGCUGUAAACGGAAAUACGAGUGCAAGGUUUUGAUGUAUGACAUUUUCCGUUUUCAUCUUUUUGACCAAGAACCAUGUGAUAAAGCAGACAACACUUUGAAAAUAUAUGAUGUGUACCUUUCUAUGGAUAGGGAAAAUGAAGACAUCCGACUUUGGGUGAAAGAUGAACUUUUGAAACGACUCGAAAAAAAGGCAAAGUCUCGUCCAGCAUACAAAGUGUAUUACCCCUGUCGUCAGGACGACUUUGGGGACAGUAUAGCAGAUCAGAUGGUGGAAAACAUCAACAAAAGUAGAAGAGUUCUUGCCAUUGUAAAUAGCUCCUAUCUUCAAAACGGCUGGUCCAUAGAAGAAUUCGACCUCGCACAUCGUCUUAUGGAAGAAACUAAAUCAGGUCGUCUGAUUGUUUUGCUGCACGGUGACCUUGACCUGUCUACUGUGACACAGGAGCCAUUGAAGACCUACUUAAGUGGACGUCAAUGUUUGAAUGUCUCUGACCGGUGGUUGUGGCAGAAACUAAGGUACGAAUUGCCUCAAAACCUUUGAACCAACCCGAUUUCUGCGUCCAGAGGGAGCCUCAUGAGUGGUAUCAGUAAUACCAGAACUUCCCUUGACAUCUCCUUGAGAGAAACUGCUGGGUAGAUUCAGCUCAAACUGAAGACAACAAAAUAAGGAGUGUGUGAGUUGCAUUUAAGUCGUCUUUGACAGUAUUUGUAUGUAUAUGAAGGUCUGUCCACAUAUUGUGGAUGUAAGCCCAAAGUGACGCAGGUUGCUCUAGAUUAUUACAAUGCUAUUGAUCCUUUUGUUAAAAUAAUUAUUAUUGCAUUUAUAAAGGGUAUUUUGGACGAUUUUCAGGUGAUUAGUUUUGUCCAGAAAACAAUCAAGUUACUCAUUACAGUGAUGUAAAGUGGUUUGCGUCCCAUUUCUGCAUACAACAUAUAAAGUUGAGAACUCUCUUCAAUAGGUAACAAUAAUUUAUUUUUUAACAAGAUUUUUAACAAAUCAAGGUGAAUCUUUUCCAUUAGAGUGCAGUUUGCAAAACUCAGAUUUCUGAACCAAGAGUAAGGAUGGGGAUAACCAUUUUUUUGCCAUAAUCCGAAUGCUUUUUCAAAAUCAAUAAAAGCACAGAA